UACUCCCGAGCCUUCCUUCCUUCCUUCCUGCCUGCUCGCGAUUGGACAACGUCCGUCAGUGACGUCGGCAGGCCGCCCGCGUGCCCGUGUUUGAGGAAAUUGGCGGGCUCCAAUUGACGCACUUUCUUCCCGACAUGGCCGACGAGCUCGCUUCAGACGUGAGGGGACAUUUUCACAACGGCGACGACGUCAGGGAGCUCGGGAACAUGUUGGAAAAGGGGUUGUCCGUGGACGAGGAGGACAACAUGGAAGCCUACCACAGACACGUCCGAGACGGAAAAGAUGCGGUCCGACGAGGAGACGUGAGCGAAGCGCUGGAGCUCUUCAAGAUGGCCAACGACAUUCAACGCAGUGACAAGCUGCAAAAGCGCAUCGGCAAAAUUGAGGAGUUUUUGGCCCAAAAUCUAGAGGACGAGAACAACGAUGACUUUGUGGACGUCAACAAGAGCGGUCUGAAGCUGUACAAAGAGCUUUACGACAAACUGUAUGACUAUCAGAGGGACGGAGUGGCCUUCUUGUACAGCCUGUACAGAGACGGGCGCAAAGGUGGGAUUCUGGCCGACGACAUGGGCCUGGGCAAAACCAUCCAGGUCAUUUCCUUCCUGUCGGGAAUGUACGACAGCGAGCUGGUCAGGCACACCAUGCUGGUCAUGCCCACCUCGCUCAUCACAAACUGGACCAAGGAGUUUUCCAAAUGGACUCCUGGCAUGCGAGUCAAGGAGUUUCACGGCGCCAGCAAAGCUGAGCGUACCAAGAACCUCGAGAAGGUCCAGAGUAGGAGCGGCGUCAUCAUCACAACGUACACCAUGCUCAUGAACAACUGGCAACAGCUGGCAUCCUACAGGGGCCGGGAGUUCAAGUGGGACUACGUGAUCCUGGACGAGGCCCACAAGAUCAAGACCAGCACCACCAAAACGGCCAAGAGCGCCUCCGCCAUCCCGUCCAAAAACCGAGUGCUUCUCACCGGCACCCCUGUCCAGAACAACCUCAGAGAGAUGUGGGCUCUCUUCAACUUUGCUUGUCAAGGAACUCUGCUGGGCACGGCCAAAACCUUCAAAAUGCAGUACGAAAACCCCAUCACCCGGGCGCGGGAGAAGGACGCCACUCCGGGGGAGAAGGCCCUUGGGUCCAGGAUGUCGGAGAACCUCAUGGCCAUCAUCCAACCGUACUUCCUGCGCAGGACAAAGGCUGAAGUGCAGAAGAACAAAGAUGAUGUGAGGGACGCUUGCCGAUCUGAGAAUGCAGAGGGACAGUCGGAGGUCCGGAAGGACUCUGGUGCCAGCAUGCCCACGCUGACUAGGAAGAACGACUUGAUUGUGUGGACGUACCUCAGCGGCAUCCAGGAGGACAUUUACUGGAAAUUUAUUUCGCUGGAACACAUUAAGGAACUGCUCAUGACGUCCAGGUCGCCUCUAGCAGAGUUGACCAUUCUAAAGAAGCUGUGCGAUCACCCGAGGCUUCUCUCCGCCCGAGCCACCGCCACCUUGGGGCUCAAGGAGGCUCGGCAGAGCAACGACGACGACGACGUCGACAGCCAGAGCAUUGCCGACGUUCCGGAUGAAACUUUGAUAGCGGAGUCUGGAAAACUGGCUUUCCUGGUUACGCUGCUCAAGCGUCUCCGAGAAGAAGGUCAUCGCACGCUGGUCUUCGCCCACUACAGGAUGGUGCUGGACAUCCUCCAGCGUGUCCUGAGGAACCAGGGAUUUAAAGUCCUGCGUCUGGACGGGUCCAUCACGCAAGUGGCGGAGCGGGAGCGACUUAUCACCCUUUUCCAGACGGACCACAGCUACUCCGUCUUCCUCCUCACCACCCAGGUGGGCGGCGUCGGCAUCACCCUGACCGCAGCGGACCGGGUGGUCAUCUACGAUCCCAGCUGGAAUCCAGCGACCGACGCCCAGGCGGUAGACCGGGCGUACCGCAUCGGCCAGACGCGAAACGUGGUCAUCUACCGGCUGAUCACGUGCGGCACGGUGGAGGAGAAAAUCUACAGACGGCAGGUAUUCAAGGACUCGCUGAUCCGCCAGACCACCGGAGACAAAAAGAAUCCAUUCCGCUACUUCAGCAAGCAGGAGCUGCGAGAGCUCUUCAGCCUGGAGGACACCAGAUCCUCCUCCACACAGUUGCUGCUCCAGUCUCUGCAUUCCAAACACAGAAGCGCCGACGCUGACCUGGACGUGCACCUCGCCCACCUCCACACCAUGGACAUGUUUGGAAUCUCCCAUCACGACCUCAUGUUUUCCCUCAGCGUGGAACACGAUGAGGCACUGCAGGACCGAGACGAGCAACAGUAUAUCGAAGGGCGCGUCCAGAAGGCCCAGGAGCUGGUGAAGGCCGAAUCGGAUCUGCAGAUGCAGUUUGCAAUCGGCUUGGAGUCCAGCACCGAGCCGGCGUGGAGGCGAAAGUCAGCAAGUGAGCGCGGAGAACAGUCACAAGAGAAGAAAUCGGGCAAACCCAGAUCUAGUCUUGCAUCGCCGCGCCGCAGCCACACAUCGCCAGCCCGGGCGGACCCAGACCGGUCCGGUGAGAGCAGGGAGGGCAAGCCUCGGGGUCAGAACAGCCUCAUUGAACUCACCGGGGAUGAAACUCUGCCCCUAGAAACCCGAGAGAGCUCCCUAGAACGCGACCCAACUCAGGAAGGGGGAGGUAUGGAAAGUGGGGAAGCAAGAAGUGGUGCCGAUGAUGGCGAAGUUAAUGACUCCUUUGUGGAAGUAAAGAAAGUUCCCCCAGAUGCCUCCACAAUUAGUCACGACCGAGACCUCAACCUUAACUCGGAUGGGAGUCCGAUGAAAACCCUCCACAACAAAAGACUGUCUGUCCUCCAGUCGUCCGUGUCCAGCUUGAAACUGGACUCCCCGUGCAGAGUUAGCGGCGGCGGCUCUGACAUUAUGGAAGGAAACUUCAACCUGCAGCUGGAGGAGAGUGAGCUCUCCUACCAGGACGGAGAGAAGAAGCCGCAGUCACACUUGCAGGAGACAGACUUCCUCUACCAGGAUGAGGAGAGAAAGCAGCUGUCACCCAUUCAGCUGGACGUGGAGACUGACGUCUUGUAUGAAGACGAUGAGGAAAAGCUGCUGUCACGUCUUCAGAUAUCGGGAACCUUCGACGUGCGCAAGUCCCUGACAGAGAGGCAGCUCGGACUCAGCAUCAAGUCCCAGGUCUCCGAGGUGGACGACGGGUCUAUCGUCGCUUCCGCCAAGAGAAAGAAAAAGACGCCGCGCCUCAUUUACGACAGCAAUGAGGAAGUAGAGGAGGAGGAGGAGGAGGAGGAGGAGGAGGAGGAGGAGGAAGAGGAGGAGGUGGAGGUGAAGGUGAAGGUGAGCCCGCUGUCUACGAAGGCCGCAUUCAACAACUUCCCACCGCACGGAUCCUCCACGCCAAAAUCCUCGCCGCCGAUCACCUCGAGAAGGAGCGUAGCGGGAAACGCGUCGGUGGCGUCGCGCCGCUCCCUCGUCCCCUCCGUCCUCCGAGACUUCGAGCGCGAAAAUGAGGACGUUUCAACGAGGUCUUCGGAUGAGGGUGAGGAGGAAGACGCGGCUGCUCGGAUGGAGGGCGACGCUGGAGAGACUCUGAACUCGGACGAUGAAGAGGUGGAAGAAGAAGAGGUUGAAGAAGUUGAAGAAGAGGAGGCGGAGCCCCGGAGCGGCAACCGGGAGGAGUCCACCAGCGAGCCCGAGCUGGCGUCCUCGGAGAGGUUCGAGCGGUGCGGCUCCGACUCGGCGGCGGCCAGCGUCGACGCCUACGAGUUUUUGGUGACGCGAGGCCGCGAGUCGUUCAACCGAGGCAGACCCGGCGAGGCUCUGGAUUUUUUCCUCAAGGCCCUCGACAUUAAGCCCGGAGACCCCGAGGUCCAGUUCUUGACCAUCCAGCUGUAUCGACAGCUCAGUGGCAAAUAAUCACAACUCUCGUUGGAAGUGUGCCACAAAACUGACUGACUGCUCUUUUCAGUUGUCUUCAAAAUAAAAGCCUUUUCUUCGGUUGCAACUGUA
Messenger RNA from Syngnathoides biaculeatus (alligator pipefish), 3986 nucleotides. RefSeq names its product excision repair cross-complementation group 6-like (gene ercc6l). The record is from RefSeq and is a predicted model, not a curated record. Gene Ontology annotation, molecular function: DNA translocase activity; ATP binding; protein binding. NCBI's taxonomy places the organism in Eukaryota, Metazoa, Chordata, Actinopteri, Syngnathiformes, Syngnathidae.